Macrosiphum euphorbiae (potato aphid) is the source of this 945-nucleotide messenger RNA. The record is from the annotation of a GenBank genome assembly. NCBI's taxonomy places the organism in Eukaryota, Metazoa, Arthropoda, Insecta, Hemiptera, Aphididae.
AUGCGUAGUGCGUGUUACACACUUAAACGUAACAGUCGCCCGCCAUCGCCAUUCGUUUAUCGUUCUAUUUACUCGUUCGUAAGUCGUAUGAAAACGCCGCGUGCCAUUGACAUUUGGCUAGCGAAAAUUUGUAAUUUACGAGGUCCGUUGGCUAUGAUCUCCGAUCCCCCUAAGACCCGAGACUGGUGGCCGGCCCUGGAGGACUUGCGACUGAAGGACACGGCCGUGGUCGUCCUGAACACCAGCAUUGAAAAUCCGCCAAAGCUGGUGCGGCAUCUGUGGAACAACUCCUGGCUCCGAGUGACUGUCGACGGUGGCACCAACAAAUGGCACAGUUUUGUCAAACAGAACUCAUUUGAUGACUUGAAAUUCCCUGACCUCAUUACCGGUGAUCUGGAUUCGGCCAACCCUGCUGUCGUCGAGCAGUUUGUGUCGUUGGGUUCAAAAAUCAUUCCUACGCCCAGCCAGGAUGAGACCGACUUCACCAAAGCUCUUAAAGAGGUUAAAAAAUACUCAGCAAAGAAUUGUAAAUCAAUAGAUUCUAUUAUUGUCAUGGUAAACAUGUGCCAUAGGGUCGAUCAUUUCUUGUCAAAUUUAAACACUUUGUACAAGUCAAAGACCAAAGACCUUUACUUCAACGAAGACAUAUAUCUGCUGGGAAGAAAUUCAUUGACCUGGUUGCUUCAGGCCGGUACACAUCGUAUUCAUGUUCCUCAGUCCCUCAGGUUGCACCCAGAGAACAAUUAUGUAGGAUUUUUUCCAAUGGGUUCGGCAUGCAACGAAUGUACAACGACUGGACUUAAAUGGAAUUUAAGUGGAACACUAAUGGAAAUGGGAGGACUUACCAGUAGCAGUAAUACAUUUAAUGGAGAACCAAUCGUUACAAUCACCAACAGUUCUCCGCUAUUGUGGACAAUGACUAUGGGUUAUGAAGAAAGUUUCUAA